Ipomoea triloba (trilobed morning glory) is the source of this 1902-nucleotide messenger RNA. RefSeq names its product protein PHYTOCHROME KINASE SUBSTRATE 4. The record is from RefSeq and is a predicted model, not a curated record. Bases 348 to 1700 code for a protein of 450 amino acids. Gene Ontology annotation, biological process: phototropism. The transcript has 2 exons. NCBI's taxonomy places the organism in Eukaryota, Viridiplantae, Streptophyta, Magnoliopsida, Solanales, Convolvulaceae.
AAAUCAGAAUUGUAACUGCAGGAAUGCACACUGGUUUUAAAUAAAUUCAUUCACAAGCACAGCAAUCAUUCUGACUUCUGAGAGUAUAGUAUCUCUACUGCUUUUGGGACCCCCAUUGUUACAUAGUAUAAACCAAACCUAGAAUUGUUGCAGAUGUAAUCAAUCCCAGACCUCAAAUGUAACAUUUCUGGUAUACAAUCUCAGUUUUCACAUACACCCAACUGUUGCCUUCUGACACCAAACAAAUAAAAGGUUUCUUUAAAAUCUCUGAAACCUCAACCCACCCAAAAAAAAAAAAAAAAAAAAAAAAAAAAAACUGGUUUAUAGAUUCUCUUUCCAGAAUCAUAAUGAAUUCCCUUCACUACACUUGUUCCAAGAAGAGCAGUGAGCAGUUGAGGCUGAGAGAUGUAUCCUUCUCUUCUUAUCUCAAACAGGCGGGUGAAGAUGAAUCUGAGAUCAAUGUGUUUGACGCCAAGAAAUACUUCAGUGAAAGCACUGACUGGAAAGAAUUAGGCAACAGGUCGUUAUUCCCUGCGAUUCGUAACCAGAAUGGGAGCUGUGAUCUGUCGGAAAUCAAUCGGUUUUCGUCUGUUUCGUCGGUGGACGCCGGCGGCUUUGGUCGGAAUGUAAAGGCUACUCCUACGGCUUCAUCUGAGGCUAGCUGGAAUAGCCAAACGGGGCUGCUGUCCAAUCCUCCCGGCGCAAUUGCGGUUUCUUUAAAGAAUAAUGUUUCCGAAGGCGAUCUGGAGAAGAGAAGAGGCUCUGCGGCAGCGAAAUGGUUUUUUUGCAGGUCAAAGUGUCCCUGCUCCGGCAAGAAAUCCGUCCAGGUCCAGGAAGCUAUAAGGAACGGCGGCCACAAUGAUCAACAGAAGAUUGUAUUGGAGGAGAGAAAUCAAAAUUUAGGUUUGAAAGUUGAGGUAGCGGGGGCCGUCGCUAAGAUGACGAUCAGAGCAAGUGAUAUUAUUGAAGAUCAAAUUCUGCCUCCAAAGAAUUCAUUGGAAAUUUUCCAGCCACAGGUUUCAAGAAAAUCACUGGAUGCAGUAAUUCAGUUAUCACCCCAGCCACGUGGCGGAGGCGUAGUGGAUAACAGAGAUCGGCGGGGAGGGAAUUUAGGGUUUCCGGGAAGCCCAAUUUCUCGGGACGACGACGUGGGGAGCGACGCGAGCUCCGAUUUGUUCGAGAUCGAGAGCUUCUCCACUCAGACAACCAGCUACCGGCGGCGGGACUCGCUGGACGACGAGGGGACAUUCGUUAACGCGCGUCGGUUGGCGGCCUACGGAGGAGGAGGGAGAAGAAGCCUGGACGAGCCGGCCACACCGAGCGUGGCGGCGACGGAGAACUACGCGCCGAGCGAAGUAAGCAUCGACUGGAGCGUGACGACAGCGGAAGGGGUGGGCAUGGAAGACCACGCGGGCGGCGGCGGUAGCAGACACUGGUCGUGGGAGUACGGGGGAGAGGGAAAGUGCAGCAAGGGGAGUGGGUUGCUGAGUUGUCGGCACGAGAAGGCGGUGAGCGUGGGGCCGCAGCCGCAGCCAGUGAAACUGGCCGUGGCGCCAGAUUUGAUAGGACCACAAACGGAAGCACCGCCCGGGGCAUUAAUUUUGACAGCUUCACAUGUGAGUGGUAGGCCACCCAAGCCGAAUAAGCCGCCGCUGGCAACCUCUCAUUCCGCCCGCUUGUCUUUAGCUUUUGCCGCAUGACGUGCAAAUUUUAUUCUCUGUCCCAUUUUACCUGUUUUACUUUCUUUCUUUAGUUUGUCUAAUAUGUUAUCCUUUUUCUAAAAUUGAACAUCACCAUCAUUCUAUUUUUUUCAAUUUACCCUUGUGACUUUUGCAUUCUUUAUUGCUUUUAUUUUUAAAAGUAAAAAAAUGAGAGACAUAAUUGAAAAGCAUAUUACAUUUA